Panonychus citri (citrus red mite) is the source of this 2517-nucleotide messenger RNA. RefSeq names its product GATA zinc finger domain-containing protein 14-like. The transcript is spliced from 2 exons. Lineage: Eukaryota; Metazoa; Arthropoda; Arachnida; Trombidiformes; Tetranychidae. The coding region runs from base 362 to 2326 and encodes 654 amino acids. The record is from RefSeq and is a predicted model, not a curated record. Gene Ontology annotation, biological process: proteolysis. Gene Ontology annotation, molecular function: serine-type endopeptidase activity.
ACUGACCGAAAGUUAAUCAUCACAACAAUCAACUAACAAUGUAAACAUUUCACACUUUAAUUGAACCAGUAAUUAAAUUUGACUAUAUUCAAAUUGGAACAAUUAACUGUGAUUAUUUAUUUCAAUAUUCCAAUCAAUAGAAAUCUCAAUGAUAAUUAAAAUUAAGAUCUAAUCAAAUAUGGUAAUUGUAAUUUAAAACUUUUCCAGCCAAUUUGAAUUAACUUUUCAUCAGUAAAGUUGAUCAGAGUGUUAAUCAAAAUAAUCAUAAUCGAUAAUGAAAUUAAAUCUUAUAUGAAAAUCAACUAAUUAGUUAACAAUCACCAAGAAUAUUGUUGAUGAUUGAAAAAAAGUUAAACCAUCAAUGUCUUACCUGUUAAUUUGGUUCUAUUUAAUUAGUUCACAAUUAAUUGUUGAAACAAUUACAACUGAAAAUUCAACCCUUCAAACAACCACAAUACUAACAACAACAAUUAACCCAUCAACUGAUGAAUCUAAUGGCAAUGAAAGUGUAACAAUUAAUUCAACAAUUGGCCCACAAUUUAAAAACAGUGUUGAUAAUUUUGGCAAAAAAUUAACCGUUAACAUUGAUAAAUCAAUAGCAAUUAUAUUCACCGGUAAUUGUUCAAAUCAUUGUGGUGGUGUUUUCAUUGGACCAGCAAUUAUAAUCACAACAUCGAGUUGUGUUAAAUUAGGAAGCAGAAAUGUCCGAGUCUAUCCUAAUAUUGACAAUUAUUUACCCGAAUGUCAUUGGGAUCAAAUACCUUAUCCAAUUUUCCGAAUAAUUAAUUAUACUAAUUUCCAUCGAUCAUCAGAUAAAAUUAACGGUAACCUCGCGUUAAUUGUACUAUUUAAUUCAAUUGAUCAAUACGUUGAACCGGUUAAACUAUUGAAUGGAAAUGUGACAAUUUCUCAACAAUUACUUUACUCACACAGAGAAUUACCAACUAAAUUGUUUACCUUUUUAUGGCCAACAAUUAACUCAACAAAUCACAGCAAUCAUCAUCAUUAUCAAGAUGAUAAUAAUAAUACUAACAGUUUAUCAACAAUUAACAGCAUGAAAAAAAUAUCAACCCGAUUAAUUGAACAUGAAACUUGUUCAUUAUUCAAAACUAAUUUAACACCAAUCGAUACGAUUUGUGGUUAUUAUGAUUUGGAGAAAGCUAAUUGUUAUGAUCAAGAAGGUUUUCCAAUCAUUUAUUCACAGCAAUCAGUUAAUCCACUUGAAUUAAAUUACUAUUUAAUGGGUUUAAUUGGUCAUAAUUCAUGUGAGAUGAAAAAAACUGAACUUUGUCCACCUUCAAUUACCUUAUAUCUUAAUUUAACUAAUUACUUACCUUGGAUAUUUAAGAUAUUUUCAAUUUAUCAACCACUAGAACCAAUUAAAUCAAUUAAAUCAGAUAAUCCAGUUAAUAUUGUUUACAAUGUUCAUUACAAUAGUCACAAUGGUAAUUUACAUUUACUUGAUUCUCAUGAUAAAGUUACAAAUACAAAUAUUAGUUCAAUCAACAACAAUCAACGAUACAAUUUAACCAGUGACUCUCAUAAUAUAUUGAAUGAUUUAAGUAAUUUAAUCAAUGCUACCGGUAGUUUUAAUAAUCUUCCAGUUAAUAGUUACAAUUCAAAUGAAAGUAAUUCAAUUUUGAUUAAUCAAACUAUAACUCAAGAUAAUUCAAGUCAUGUUAACAAUAUGGAAAAUCAUAUUAAUCAAAAUCAAAAUGUUAUUCAUAAUGAUUCAAAUAGUAAUCAACAAAACACUAACAAUGAUAAUAAUAGUAAUCAACAAAAUCACAAUGAAAAUGAUAACAAUCAACAAUCAAACAGUAACAACACCGAUAAUAACAAUAAUAGUAAUGAUAAUCAACAAGAAAUCAACAAUCAACAAAGUAAUAACAAUCAACAGAUUAACAAUAACAGCAUAUCAAAUGAUGUAAUCAAAGAAACUGAUCAAUCUCAAGUGAUUAAUAUUAAUUUCCCUAAACAAGUUGAUAAUCAAAUUAAUGAUUCUAAUAUUGAAACAACCACUCAAUCCAGUGAAGUUUCAGAAUCAACAAUUGAAAAUCAAUCAACCACCACCAUUGGAAUUGAUAAUAAUAAUAAUAAUAAUAAUCAAGGUAUUAGUGAUUCUCCCACUAAUCAAGAUGAUAAUAAUAAUAAAAAAAAUGAUGAUGGUUUGCAGGUAACAAUUAACAAUGGUAACAAUCAAAAAGAUGAUGGUGACAAUCAACGUCCACGAGUUAAUCAUGAACACUUUUGGAAUCAGGUCCGACAAUGGCCAAUUCAAGUACUUCAAUCAUUGAAAUUUCGGACAAGAGCCCCAAAUGAUUAAUUGCUCAUCUAAAUUGUUAAUUUCUAUUAAUUGUAAAUUGAUUUUCUCUAAUUGUAAAUAAAGAAGAAAAAAAUUUCCUAUGAAAAGAUCAAAUUGUUAAUUGUUUUCCAAAUCUUUUCUAUUGACUUUAAUUCUCGAAUUGUAAUAAUUGUUACAAUUAACGAUUAUUUUGAUUUGGGUAAUUAGAUUGA